CUGUCUCACUGCCAACCAGUGACCGACGCUGGGGAUGUCCACAGGAGUCCUGGAUUCUCCUGCAUCAUUAUUCUACUUGGAAUAUAUGUUCAUUUAUACAUAAAUAUAUACUUAUAUAUUACAAUACAUAACUAUAUGUAAAUCUGAGGACCGAGGUCGACACAGAGGAGUUGCGCAACCGAAAGCAAAGAGUUCUUCCCCCUCGAGUUUGACGAGCACCUGCGAGUUUGAACUACAAUUCCCAGAAUGCAGCGGGACCAACCCAAACUUUUGUCUGCUUUUGAUUGGGCCAUUUUGAGACUUCUCCCCAUCUGUUUCUUCAGCAGCUACAGCUACACUUGUUAUAUAGUUAUGGUUAUUUGAGUGUAUAUCUCUCCAUCUUUCAGUUAUUCUUCUUUGGGAGAUCUAGAAAUAUGAGCAGCAAGAAACUAAGACGAGUGGGUUUCUCACAAGAGCUGUGUGACCGUUUGAGCAGACAUCAGAUUGUUAAUUGCCAGGACUUUUUAGAUCUCUCCCCACUGGAACUUAUGAAAGUGACCGGCCUGAGUUAUGGAGGUGUCCAUGAGCUUUUGUGUAUGGUCAGCAGGGCCUGUGCUCCACAGAUGCAAACAGCUUAUGAGAUAAAGAUGCGGAGGUCUGCUGGUCCCUCCCCAGCGUUCCUAUCUACUACCCUUUCUGCUUUGGAUGAAGCCCUGCAUGGUGGUGUGGCUUGUGGAUCUCUCACAGAGAUUACAGGUCCACCCGGCUGUGGAAAAACUCAGUUUUGUAUAAUGAUGAGUGUUUUAGCUACAUUGCCCACCAACAUGGGAGGAUUAGAAGGGGCUGUGGUGUACAUUGACACAGAGUCUGCGUUUACUGCCGAAAGACUGCUCGAGAUCGCAGAAGCCCGUUUUCCACUCCAUUUUAACACUGAAGAAAAAUUGCUUCUGAUGAGCAGCAAAGUCCAUCUUCACCGGGAGCUCACCUGUGAGGGGGUUCUACAAAGGCUUGAAUCUUUGGAGGAAGAGAUUAUUUCCAAAGGAGUUAAGCUUGUGAUCGUUGACUCUGUUGCGUCUGUGAUCAGAAAGGAGUUCGAUCUGCAGCUUCAAGGCAACAUCAAGGAAAGGAAUAAGUUCUUGGCCAAAGAAGCUUCCUUAUUGAAGUACCUGGCUGAGACAUUUUCACUCCCAGUUAUCUUGACGAAUCAAAUUACGACCCAUCUGAGUGGAGCCCUCCCUUCUCAAGCAGACCUGGUGUCUCCGGCUGAUGAUUUGUCCCUGUCUGAAGGCACUUCUGGAUCCAGCUGUGUGGUAGCCGCACUAGGAAACACAUGGAGUCACUGUGUGAACACCCGGCUGAUUCUCCAGUACCUUGAUUCAGAGAGAAGGCAGAUUCUUAUUGCCAAGUCCCCUCUGGCUUCCUUCACCUCCUUCGUCUACACCAUCAAGGGAGAAGGCCUGGUUCUCCAAGGCCAAGAGAGGCCAUAGGGAUACUGUGACCUUUGUCUAGAGCUGAUGGGGGUGUGAUUUGUGAAAUGAAACAAGACCAAGACGGGUGCUGCCUGCAAAAAGGAAACGGAAGCCAACAUAAUGAGGAGUAAUUGGUUGAUUGCCAUUGAGAUGGCAACUGUGAUUUCAGACCCGGAAGGGAAGGUGAAGAUGAAGAAGGCUUUGUCCGGUCUCUAGAUGUGGGGGGCUAGGGGCUGUACACGGUGGGGUAUCAGCAGCCAUAAUAAUAAUUUGCACUUACAUAACACUUUUCACCCAUGCACCUCAAAGUGGUUUAACCACAUUAAUUAAUUAAACCCCACAAUCCCCCUGGGGAGAGGAGGAGGAGGACUAACAAGAUUUGUAAUUACAGAAGGGAACAUUUCCGAAUAAAGUAUUGUCCAGCAAAUAAAAAGAAUAGGUGCAAAAGAAUUGGGGUCUCCAAAGAGUAACUGAUUCACAACUGAAAGCAUGGAACCAUGGGGGACACCGGAGGCGGGCGUGGAGGUGGGGGUCUGCUCUUGUGUCAGAGGGAGGUCGGUGGCCUCAGAACUCACUGACAGGCUCAGAUCCAGCUCCGAAGCAAAGCAUGCAUGGUAUUAGUGUUGUCUGGAAGGUCAUUAGUGGCGUAACUAUUGUAAGUAUAAAUUCACGUUCCACUGGUAUAUUGUGUGUAGCCUUGCAGAACAAAGAGUGAGAUUCUUGCAGAAUUUAAUAAAGGAUGAAGUGAUUUCUUUA
Molecule: messenger RNA, 2204 nt
Organism: Myodes glareolus (Bank vole)
Lineage: Eukaryota; Metazoa; Chordata; Mammalia; Rodentia; Cricetidae
Source: RefSeq, a predicted model, not a curated record